UCCGUUCAUACUAAAAAGGGCACGGUUCUUCCUGGAAGCUUAUCAUGGAACAAAUUUAGAAAAGCAACGUGCAUGUGUGUUUGCUAACAAUGUGCAAACACUUAAGCUCCUGAUCCAGAUAAAAUAUAGAUGCGGAUUUGUGUUUGCCUCAUUCUCAAAAGAGAGGUGAACUUAAUGGUUUAUGGUUUUCAGAGCUGUUACAAAUCCCAUGAUACCUUUUGAUGUUCUUACCAAUAGCUUGGUAAACCAGGCGCUUGUUGAGGUUAACCCUCAGAUCCUACUGGUUACACAAUAACAAUAACAAGCCUUAACUUUUUUCAGCAAUGAGGAGACAAAACAAUUGGCAUCUUUUACUUAAUACCCCAUCUGCAUUAUAAGCAACAUCACCAGUGUGUGUGAGUUAUGCACUAAUGUGUAUUUUGUCACAUCUCCUGCUGUAGGAUAUCACAAUAUCAUUGCCAUCUGUGCAGUCUCCCUCUAAAACUAUUACUUUUGAGAGUUCUUGUGGAUGAAUUUGAGUCAAAGUUCUUCCUUAAAAGUUCUUCCAAAUAUCUGAAUAUCUGGUGGUUUUGUAAAUAUUGUGCUUACUGCAGCGUGUUUUAAAAGCUCUAAUAUGACUAAGAUGCUGAGGCUGACUAAGUCACAGUGUGGCCGCACUUUGUGCAACAGUGCUUCUGUGUGCACAGUAAGCAAACCUCCUGACUCCUCCCCCUGAGCAGGCUGUUUUAUUCCUGUGAGGUGAUGCUCGGUUAGUAACUUAAUAAAGCUGCUGGAUGCAAUCCCGGGGCACAAUGUGUGGACCAUGUUCGUCUGACAGACCUGCUCUCUUCACUACUGAGCUCACACAGCCUGCUGCUUUCCUGAGGUUUCUGUCCUGGUGUAACUGUCAGAACAUAAUGGUGGCAUUUAAAGGGAUCUGGACCAAGGACUUCUGGAGGGCUGUAUCCGGAGAAUACCUGGCCACUCUCAUCUUUGUUUUUCUCGGUGUUGGCUCCACCAUCAACUGGGCUGCAGAGGAGGAGAAGCCUCCCCCAGCUGAUCUAGUCCUUAUCUCCCUUUGCUUUGGCCUGAGCAUUGCCACCAUGGUGCAAUGUUUUGGCCACAUCAGUGGUGGACACAUUAACCCGGCCGUCACUGUAGCCAUGGUUAUAACUAGAAAACUAAGCCUGGCAAAGGCAAUGUUCUAUGUGAUGGCUCAGUGCCUGGGCGCUAUUACAGGAGCUGGAAUCCUCUACCUAGUAACACCUGCUGCUUUAAGGGGGUCACUCGGUGUGACCAUGGUGAACUCCAAAAUCUCAGUAGGACACGCUUUGCUUGUGGAGCUGCUUAUAACAUUUGAACUCGUCUUCACCGUGUUUGCCACCUGUGAUCCCAAACGAACAGACCUAGGUGGCUCUGCUGGCCUGGCCAUCGGUUUUGCUGUAGCCAUUGGCCACUUAUUUGCGAUUCCAUAUACAGGAGCCAGUAUGAACCCUGCUCGUUCCUUCGGGCCUGCAAUGGUCACACUUAACUUUGAGUACCACUGGGUGUACUGGGUGGGACCCAUUCUGGGGGGCAUCCUUGCUGCUGGUCUGUAUGAGUACCUGUACUGCCCUGACCCUGACUUAAAGAAGAAGCUGAAACAGGUCCUUCAGAAGGAUGCAUCAGGGAAGUACAAGGAGGUAGAGGCAGAGGACAUUGCCAUCAAGCCGGGUUCCAUCCACACCGUCGAUCUGGAGAAAUCUGAGAAAAAAGAUCCUUUCCGGGACUCGACAGGAGAAGUGCUGUCCUCUGUAUGACUAUCACGUGCACUGGAAAUGGAGACCAAUCUGUAGAGCAGAAUGACAAUCAAACUGUGGAGUAUCCAUCUUGAGCCUGUCCCCUUUCAAAUACUUCAUCCUCAAAGCAGAAUAUGAUUUCUGUCCACGAGGCUUUACUGCAGGGCUGAAUUACUUUCAUUGUCAUAAAGCUAAUAUGGUCAACGUCCACAGCCUAUCAAUACUAUUCCUAAGGCUCCGAACGAUUUUGCAGCAGUGUUGGCAUGCAGCAUACAUUGCACGCUGUAGAAUGACAGCCCCGCAAUACAUUGAGUUAAGGAACUAUGUAUAGGGUCAACCAAUUAUGCAGGGUCAUCACGCUGAAUUGGAGAAGUGAGGAGGAAAAUGCAGCCUUGUUAUUUUUGGAUUAGUGUCACAUUUGGUCCAUGUGCUGUAUAUGUAAUAACAAGUGAGAUUCUCCUUGUGAUCAUUAAGCACAUUACAGGUCCCAAGCAACAUAAGACAGCUCUGACAAGUAUUAUCAGAGGUGUAUUACACUGCUCUCUAUUUUCAGUGCAUCAGUCAGGGAAACAACCAAUUUAUUACUAUGAAAACACUGUGUCUUAGUAAAAGUCAAUAUACUUUUGGAUGUUUAUAAUGUCUUCAACUAUAUAAUUUUAUUUUUUCUAUUCACAAUAUUGUGACAUUGUGCUGUUUUUACAUUUUUUCCUUUUCUAGAGGUAGAUUUGAUUUUUGUUUUCAUCUUGUGACUUGUGGUACCUUCAUACUUAUAUAUUUAAUUUAUUGCUAAAAGAAAAAGAUGGCUAAUCUGCCUUGAUGACUUUUGUAUUCAAAUAUUGCUCAGCUCUUCUCUUGGGCUCAACAAUGUGACAUAGACUGAGUGACACCAUCACAAACUCGAGGUGGUACAAUGUGUAUUCCUGUAAGAAUACUGUUGUAAUAAUAAAGGUUUUUUUUUUUCAAAUCCAA
This is a messenger RNA of Thunnus maccoyii (southern bluefin tuna), 2726 nucleotides long. RefSeq names its product aquaporin-4-like. Gene Ontology annotation, biological process: transmembrane transport. Lineage: Eukaryota; Metazoa; Chordata; Actinopteri; Scombriformes; Scombridae. Gene Ontology annotation, molecular function: water channel activity. Gene Ontology annotation, cellular component: basolateral plasma membrane; plasma membrane. The record is from RefSeq and is a predicted model, not a curated record. The transcript has 5 exons. Bases 774 to 1778 code for a protein of 334 amino acids.